AUGGACAACAACAACAACAACACCGCCAGCUCUGUCAUAGCACCUCCCCGCGCUCCCGAUCCUCCCGGUCACACCGCCACUGCCACCACCACCGUCGCCAAAUCCUACUCCGCCGCGGUCGGCGCCCGUCCCGCUGCGAAGCCCGGCAACGCCACCAUCGCUCCCUCGACUGACGCCGCCUCCAGCCCCCUGAUGCACGACAUCGCACACUGUAUCAUCAACAAAAACCCAUCCGCAACCUCGUUCGACCAAGUCCUUCUUGCGCUCGACAAACACUACCCCGCCCUCGCCGGCGCGAUGCCCUGCGUCAUCAAGGGUCAGAGCGCCCUCCGCUUUCCAAAGAACGCCGACCUUGACACCUUGAUCGCCAAGGGCCUCCCUAUUGGAAGGAUCACCUGCCUAUUUGAGAAGCUUUUUACCUCUACUGAGGGAGGUGUAAUCCAGUGCACCCUUACGGGCUUCUUCUCAGACACCCGAGGGGCCUGGGCCUACGCCUCUUCAGGGAGAAGAUCGCUCCUUUUGGCAAGGUCCUCCUCCAACGCAUCCAUUGCAUCGGAAAGACGAAGCAUAUCUCUGGAGUAUAUGAUCUCUUCCUUUCCCUCAAAGAUGUAGACGUCCUACCCCCCGCUGCGAUUACCAUUGAACGUGACGGGGCGGUCGAGUGA
Messenger RNA from Microbotryum saponariae, 665 nucleotides. The record is from the annotation of a GenBank genome assembly. Lineage: Eukaryota; Fungi; Basidiomycota; Microbotryomycetes; Microbotryales; Microbotryaceae.